AAGUUUUACGAUUAAAGGCUUAUUUGAUUUAGGGCCUUUAACCUAUCUUGAGAGGAAGUGAAGAAUACAGAUAAUUAUACUUUCCACACGGUCGGAAUAGAUUUACUUUUAUUACUUAGUUCCGUAUUGACCCUAGGGUCAAUUUCAUCCUGUUCAAAAUUCAUCCCGAAAGCCAUAAUUUCAUUUUCAUCAAGAAACCAGACCAUAGGAGAGAGUCCGGUGAUAACCGAUCCGAUUAUAAGGAUAAUAUGGGUGAGGAGGAUUGGCUAAACAAGUUAUCUGAUCAGUUCAGAAGCUGUGGCGACGGCAUCGUUAAAUAUUUGGUCUUUCUGUUCAAUUUUCUUUUAGCGAUCUGCGGACUGAUACUGGUCAUUGCUGGUGCCAUCGCUUUGGCUGAUCUAUGGCCGAGCAGUCACUUCUUAGACACCAAAGUUCUUCUUCCACCCAUCAUCAUUCUUGUAAUUGGCAUACUCACGUUUUUUGUCGCCUUCCUGGGAUGUUGCGGCGUGCUAGCAAGAAGUCAUUGUAUGCUCACAUCCUUUGCUGCGAUCCUUCUAUCGCUUAUCAUUAUUCAAAUUCUCGCCGGAGCGAUAGCCAUCAUAGCAAAAGAUGAUUUCAGCAACUCGAUGAGGAGCGCCUUAAAAUACUCGCUAGGCAACUAUUCGUUCACCAAUCUGGACGGCCAAUCUUGGGACGCGGCGCAAAGGAAACUGGAGUGUUGUGGGGUUGACGGUCCGAGAGACUGGGCGCAAGUGUUCACUGAAAACCAAGUUCCGGCUUCUUGUUGUCGAGGGGCGCCUGACAAUGUCAACGCCCUUUGUCGCAACACUUUCGACGAUCGGAUCGUCUACCAAAUCGGUUGUUAUGCCAAACUACAGCAAUCGGUUCGAAUCCAUUCCAACUGGAUCAUAGGACUCGGUUUAGGCCUUGUACUCAUUGAGAUACUUGGCGUCAUAUUAGCUUGCGUUGCAGCUAAAUCAAUCAGAGAUGAUAAUCGCAACAAGUAAGAUGUUUGAUUAUACUACUCUAGUCACAGAAACAUGUAUCAACAUUAUUCAACUUCUUUGAAUGUGGAUUCCAGUGUGAACUACAAAAGUGGAACUGAUCAAUUUCCAUUAAUAUCCAUCUUUCUCGCAAAAUAAUACGGUAUAGAUACAAGUGAAUGUAAAACAAGUCUUUUUAAUGUAGUAUACGUGCUGCGCAAUAUAUAAUGUAUUACUCCUAUUUUUCUUUUCGUAGGCUUACAAUUUUUUACUGUCUUCUACGUAUAAAUUUCUUAGAACUGAAAAAUA
Messenger RNA from Bemisia tabaci, 1292 nucleotides. It is a transcript of the gene Tsp47F, whose product is annotated as Tetraspanin 47F. Gene Ontology annotation, cellular component: plasma membrane. The record is from RefSeq and is a predicted model, not a curated record. NCBI's taxonomy places the organism in Eukaryota, Metazoa, Arthropoda, Insecta, Hemiptera, Aleyrodidae.